This is a messenger RNA of Mauremys mutica (yellowpond turtle), 3187 nucleotides long. It is a transcript of the gene STX17, whose product is annotated as syntaxin 17. The transcript is spliced from 8 exons. Gene Ontology annotation, biological process: intracellular protein transport; exocytosis; vesicle fusion. Gene Ontology annotation, cellular component: endomembrane system; autophagosome membrane; plasma membrane. Gene Ontology annotation, molecular function: SNAP receptor activity; SNARE binding. Bases 213 to 1130 code for a protein of 305 amino acids. Lineage: Eukaryota; Metazoa; Chordata; Testudines; Geoemydidae. The record is from RefSeq and is a predicted model, not a curated record.
GCGCUCCUGGCUUAGGAAACACCCGGCACGUGGUGGGGCCGGGCCGGGGGCGGGCGCUCGCCGCUUCCUUCCUUUCCGCAGCGCCUGCUCCGGCCCCUCCUCGGGCCGCCCCCGCUCGGGUCCCAGCGGCGGCGCCUCCUGCCCGGCUGUGAGGGGUUUCUAGAUGAGUAAAGUCUUAUUGGUCAAGUUCUGACUUGAUAGAUAUUUUUAGGAUGUCUGAAGACGAAGAAAAGGUGAAUAUUCGUCGUCUUGAACCCGCCAUCCAAAAAUUCAUUAAAGUGGCAAUUCCAACGGAUCUUGAAAGGCUGAGAAAGCACCAAAUUAAUAUUAAGAAGUAUCAGAGAUGCAGACUGUGGGACAGAUUACACGAAGAGCACAUCAAUGCAGGACGUACUGUUCAGCAACUGCGAGCCAAUAUCCGAGAGAUGGAGAAACUGUGUUUGCGGGUCCGACUGGAAGAUAAACAAAUUCUCCAAAGAAUGAUAAAUCCAGUUAAAGAGGAAGCGUCAUUUGCCAUAAAAGAAUUUCUACAACUCCAUUCAGAAUCUGCAGAAGAACUUAAAAGACAGUUUAAUGAACAGAAGGACACCUCUUUGAAGUCUCCUCUAAUCAGAUCUGCGACGGUAGGAGGAGAGCCUUUGUAUAACACUGGAGCUGUGGACACUUCUCAGAGUUUUAUCCAGAUGUACUCCCCACUCCCUGAAAUUCCUCAGGAUGAAAAUGCUGCUGAAUCAUGGGAAACUUUAGAAGAGGACUUAAUUCAACUCAGCCAGCUGGUGACUGACUUCUCUUUGCUAGUCAAUUCUCAGCAGGAGAAGAUUGACAGGAUUGAAGACCAUGUCAACAGUGCUGCUGUGAAUGUUGAAGAGGGAACCAAAAACUUGGGGAAGGCUGCAAAAUAUAAGCUGGCAGCUUUGCCUGUGGCAGGUGCACUCAUCGGUGGAGUGGUGGGGGGUCCUAUUGGUCUCCUCGCAGGCUUCAAAGUGGCAGGAAUUGCAGCUGCACUUGGUGGUGGGGUAUUGGGCUUCACAGGUGGAAAAUUGAUACAGAGAAGAAAACAGAAAAUGAUUGAGGAGCUCUCUUCCAGCUGUCCAGACCUCCCUAGCCAAAGUGACAAAAAAUCCAGCUGAAGUAAGAUUUCACUAUGACUAGGACUGGAAAUAAUAGUUCCAGUGAUGACAACAAAUAUGCAAUCUUCACUUUGAACAUAAGUCUGUUGAGGGGUGAAAAGUGGAAGGUGAGAUAAGUACUGUCAGUCCUGUAAUUUUGAAAGCCGUAAGGAAUAUAUUUUCAUCAUCAAGAAAUAUGCAGCCCUAAUGAAUAAUGGGUUGUGUGCCAAAUUCACCCCUUAUUUUGUGUGAUGAUACUGGAGUGGGUUUAGUUGAGAAUCCAGAACAAAUAAUGAAAGGCUUUGAAGCAUUCUUACUAGAAAAACUGAGGGGUCCAAAGGUCUGGAGCACUUUUAUUAAGUGAUUUCAAAGAUUAGUACGCUAUUAGUACUCCUCUCUGUCUUUUAAACGUCACAUUUUGGUUCAAAUGUUAAAAAUGACCUGGUUUUACUCUUCAUUUGUUUGUAUGCCCAAGCCCUCAUACUGUCUGGUGUGGCUCUCUUUGCUCGUCUAAACAGAUGCACAGACUGGCAAUGGGGCCUGAGGGUUAAGGUUAAAUCGCAUUGUUUCAGCUGUGGUGAAAGCUUAAGUAAACCCAGCACCUGCUUGCAUUAUCGAACUCAACCAGAGUAGUGGUGCUGCUGCCCUCCCUUUCCAGAGCACUACAUUCACUCUGCUCUUUUUAAAGAAAAGUCUUUUUUUUUCUUCUUUUUUAUCCAUGUCUUCCAAAUCCAGCUUCUUCCCCCCUCCCCAAAUCCAGGCCCUUCUCUCCCUCUUCAAACAGCCAAAAACAAAACAAAACAAAACAAAAAAACACUCCCGGGGAUUGUUUGUGCUAGGAGAGGUAGCAUUCCUUCACUGUUCUCUUCCCAGCCUGGCACUGAAAGCUGCUUUGUGGGGUUAAUCCCCCCUCCUGUUUAAGAAGCACCUUGCUCAGGUGCUCUUCUCCCUUUUUCCUCCAUGUCUUGUUCACAGCCUGCCUCCAUCAAAACAGUGGUGGGACAGGACAGAAGAUCAUUCAACAAAGACAUUGGCUGCUGUUUAUAGCAAUGUCAACUCAUCAGUCCUUUAUUCCCAUUCCACCUAUUCAGCGAGGCUGUAGUGGGGAUUUAAUGUCACUUUGUGACCUACAACCAUCACAUCUGGAAGACAAAGGACUGUGAAGCUGGCAAUCUUGAUGAACUCACCAGUAACUUGUCAAGUGGUGACAUCAUUAAGUGAUCUUAUCACAGUUUCAGUAAUGUUGAUGUAGUUCAGAUGUGGUGGGUUCACCUAAUGCUUAUGUAUGGCCUGGUCAGGUAUGCUUCUUGCUCUCUCCAGCCACACAGCUGUUUAGUUCUUUCUUCAGUUUCCACUGGAUCACUUCUGCCAGGCUGAAUUCUUUACUCUUAGUAGACUUUUAGCUCAGCAUAGCAUUCCUCCAGGACUCAAGGUUUGCUGGUGUUCUCCAUAGUGUUCUUGCUCACAGCUGCCAGUAUGGGUAGUUAGCUCUUUUCCUAGCCUGUGAUACUGUCUUCCUCUGGAGAUCUGCUAUUCAUUUAUCCUAUUUGCUUGAUUUUCACUUGGACCUCUCUGCACCUCCCAUCUUUAAAUAUAUGGCUUUUAACAAGUUUUUAAUUUCACCCAGCCCUGGAUAGUCAAUAGUGGCAAUCUGUCUUUGCCACCCCCAUUCCAGCACUGCUGUUGGAGCCUUGUGGGAAAACACAGGCUAUGCCAUUGCUUCUUUAAGAUCUCAAGUGGUCUCAUCUUCCUGAGACCUAUUUGACUGUACAAAAUAAACCUCUAAAAAAAAUGGUUACUUAAGUGGAGUUUUAUUACACAAUGUUGUUCGGUUUUCCAUAGCCCAGCAGGGAAUUGCCACUGCAUCACAUUUAACAACAAAAAAAAUGGAGCUCCGUUGCAACCCAGGAUUUGGCACAGUCUGUGGAAAUAAUUGUCUUCUAAUGGUGGGAUUAUGGGUUUUGGUGCCUAAAUAUUGUAAGCAACUGUUCGUUUGAGCACAAGUUUCCUGUAUAGGGUAUUUCUUUCUUAAUUAUAUAAUUUAUUAAUUACAUGUAAAAUAAAAAUGUGAACCCAAA